AUGUGGGAGGACGAUAAUGCCUCACUGGCCGCGUUGUGCAGCGGCACCGAUGGAUCCUCCAUGGACUUCACUCCGGAGCUCCGGCGGAUCGUGUCGAUGAGCGCCACGAGCGGUAAGUACUGGCACGAUUGGCAUCACCUAAGGCAGCUCCUCCAGUUUCGAUUGAACCAAGUCGUCAAGAGGCUCUACCUCGACACCGCGAGCAGCGCUCCCCCCACCAGCAAUGAGGCAAAUGGCGCCGACGGCGAGAAGGCCGUCUACAGUGUCCUCAAGAGGCUCGCGACCCAGCUCGCCUCGUUCGAGGACGCGGCGCCCUUCACGCUCCAGAGAAUCUGCGAGCUGCUGCUGGAGCCCGGCCAGAUCUACUCGACCAUCGACAAGUUUGAGCUCGCGUUUGAGAAGCUGCUGCUCGUGACCUCGACGCUCGAUCCCGUCCCGCCUGAUUCUUAUCCUGCUGGAUUGGCAAUAGCACCAUCGCUAGACGCUGAUGCCAAGAAUGGUGGCGAGCAAAACGAAGAACACAGUGCUACUAAACCAGCAGCCUAG
Messenger RNA from Selaginella moellendorffii, 546 nucleotides. RefSeq names its product serine/threonine-protein phosphatase 4 regulatory subunit 2. Gene Ontology annotation, molecular function: protein phosphatase regulator activity. Gene Ontology annotation, cellular component: protein phosphatase 4 complex; cytoplasm; nucleus. The transcript has a single exon. Bases 1 to 546 code for a protein of 181 amino acids. Gene Ontology annotation, biological process: protein dephosphorylation. The record is from RefSeq and is a predicted model, not a curated record. Lineage: Eukaryota; Viridiplantae; Streptophyta; Lycopodiopsida; Selaginellales; Selaginellaceae.